Molecule: messenger RNA, 1281 nt
Organism: Anopheles maculipalpis
Lineage: Eukaryota; Metazoa; Arthropoda; Insecta; Diptera; Culicidae
Gene: Slimp
Product: serine--tRNA synthetase-like protein Slimp
Exons: 1
Coding region: 1-1281 (426 amino acids)
Biological process (GO): seryl-tRNA aminoacylation
Cellular component (GO): mitochondrion
Molecular function (GO): tRNA binding; serine-tRNA ligase activity; ATP binding
Source: RefSeq, a predicted model, not a curated record
AUGUUAAAGUUAAUUGUAUUACCAAAGACAAAUGGAAGAUUUUUCUCUUCUGCACUCUACCUAACCGGUGAUAAAGCACGAGAGCAGUUUGCUGUGCUAGUACCCUACCUCGACUUCAAGCACAAACUGGGUGAUUUUGAACGAUUGAAACGAAACGUGCGCCUACGAAGGUACCAGCAGCUAGAUUGUGACAAUCUUAUACACCAAUGGGAACUGUAUCGAGAGGUGGAAAAGCGUAAAAAAGAUAUAGAACAGUACCGUAUAGAGCUUCAGAAACGAAUACAGCAGUCGAGUUGUGAGGAGGAACAAAAGCAACUCAAAUCACGAGCCAUUCUAGCACGCGAUGAUUUAAAAACGCUCAAAGAGCAAAGCUACAAAGUGGCCGACGCAUUCAUUGCCAACAGUUUCCUAUCCAUACCAAAUGAUCUUCACGAACGUACGCCGGAGCAAGAAAGUAAAUGUACGUACGAAAAACCAGCACCAGCCGGGAUGAAUCGUUCCACAGACGUUGAUCUACUGCAGGAACAGCUGGAAGACUUUGGUCCAUCCCACCUCUAUAUGACAGGAGACGCGGCCUGGAUGGACCUACGACUACCGAUGCAUUGUUGUGAAACGUUCAGGCAGAAUAAUUGCAUCCUGUUCUGCAAUCCCGACUUUGUGCGCAGUUUUCUCGUUGAGGCGGCCAUGAUCGACAAGGAUUCGUUGUAUCUUGUACGGGAAGACGAUGAACCAGAGGAUAAGGUGAACCUAUUGCAUCUAUGUGGCGGAGGCUCGCUUCUAAGCUUUCUCGGAUACUUUACCAAACUGUCGGUGUUUCCUUCGGCUCUGCCUUUGCGAUUAGUUGCCAGCGGUAAGCGUUACCAUUUCCAGCGGGCUCAAUCGAAUGAGGUGCACGUAUUUGGGGCCUGCAAAACAGCUCAGGAAGCGGAACAAAUGUUUGACGAGAUGGUGCAGAACUACAAACGAUUCUACGAUCCGCUUCCUAUCGGCUAUCGGAUUGUACAGGUAGCGGCACCCGAUCUUCGACCAAUCGAAUCGAUGCGCGUCGAUGUGGAAGUUUUCGAUGGCCGGAAGGAGAGCUACGUAAAGGUGGCGGAGCUAGGGUAUUAUACGGAUUUUCUCAGCAAACGAAUUGCGUUCAUUUACCACGAAGGGAAAGUACAACACUUUCCGCACGUGGUAGCAGGCACUGUGUUGAGCUCGGUAGAGUUGAUCAAGUUGUUUCUAAGCAACGGUAUAACGCUGGCCGAUUUGCCAAUGAUAAACACAUUCGCAAAAUAA